Molecule: messenger RNA, 651 nt
Organism: Microthlaspi erraticum
Lineage: Eukaryota; Viridiplantae; Streptophyta; Magnoliopsida; Brassicales; Brassicaceae
Source: the annotation of a GenBank genome assembly
AUGGUCAUGGAGGCUUCUUCGGACCCCAACAAGCGACUAUGUCGACUCCCAGUUCCUAGCCUCUCUUCUUCCUCCUCAGGCCAACACCUUGACCCUAUCCUUGCCGAUGUCGACCAGAAGCACGUCGAUCAGAUCAUCUCCUCGUUCCUCUCCUUGUCCGUGUCGCCUUCCUUCUCCUCGUCCGAAGCCAUCGGCUCCUCGUUCGAACGAGCCCUUGAAAAAAUGUUCAUAUAUUCUGUUGACGAAUCUGUGAAUCUGGAUCGUGGACUCGAACUCUCCUCGCUUCUUCACGAGUCCACCAAAAGGUGGUAUCGUAGACAGGCCACAACCCACAAUUCCAUAGCAUGGCCACUUCCUAGUGAGCUCACGGUUAAGGUCUUUUCCAUGGUUGAUACAAAAUCAUUGGUGCAAGCUUCGGCGUGUUGCACCAUGUUCAAGAAAUGUGCCUUGGACCAAGUUUGUUACUCCAACGUUGACUUGACCACCGCAAAUGUUAAAAGUCAAGUUGUGCGUAAUAUGAUCCUUAAGGCUGGAAAGGAACUCAGAUCUCUUAAAGUUGGAUGUCGAGAUGAAUCUACAGAUAACCCUAUGCUUAUAGGAUCUUGUCUUGCCCCUCUAUCAUAUCAAAAGCAUGGUGUUCUUGGGUAUUGA